Molecule: messenger RNA, 355 nt
Organism: Rasamsonia emersonii CBS 393.64
Lineage: Eukaryota; Fungi; Ascomycota; Eurotiomycetes; Eurotiales; Trichocomaceae
Product: Cell wall integrity and stress response component 1
Exons: 2
Source: RefSeq, a predicted model, not a curated record
UGUGACAGCUUCGAGUCAGACUGGUGAGACCCAGAGCAAUAGCUCUGGAAGUGGAUCCAAAACGGCUGGCAUCGCUGCCGGUGUUGUCGUGGGAGUCGUCGGCCUGGGCGCGAUUGCUGGCGGUGCCUUCUUUUUCUUCCGACGUCAGAAGAGAAAGGCGGUGGAGGAGGAAUACCGCCGCAAUGCCGCCAUCAACAGUUUCGUGCACCCGAAUAAGCCAAUCUCCUCGAGUUCUAUGUCUGAUUCCCGGUGGGAUGGCGACUACAUGGCUCAGCGCCGCCAAAGUAAUGGCAGUAUAGCCGAUGAUGAAGAUUUCUCGAGGAGAAUCCUAAAGGUCACUAAUCCGGACCACUAA